Molecule: messenger RNA, 927 nt
Organism: Morus notabilis
Lineage: Eukaryota; Viridiplantae; Streptophyta; Magnoliopsida; Rosales; Moraceae
Product: adenylate isopentenyltransferase 3, chloroplastic
Exons: 1
Coding region: 1-927 (308 amino acids)
Biological process (GO): tRNA modification; cytokinin biosynthetic process
Cellular component (GO): mitochondrion
Molecular function (GO): tRNA dimethylallyltransferase activity
Source: RefSeq, a predicted model, not a curated record
AUGUCCAAGAAGCCGAAAGUGAUCUUCAUCAUGGGGGCCACCGGCACCGGCAAGUCGAAGCUCUCCGUCGACAUCGCCACCCGAUUCCCGGCGGAGAUCAUCAACUCCGACAAGAUCCAGUGCUACAAAGGCCUCGACAUUGUCACCAACAAGCUUCACGAGUCCGAGCGCGGCGGCGUCCCGCACCACCUCCUAGGGUUUAUCUCCAACCCCGACGCCCAAUUCACCGCUGAGGACUUUUGCUGCCACGCCAACAAAUCCAUCUCAAUUAUCACCGGGAGGGGUCGGACCCCGAUCGUUGUCGGCGGCUCCAACUCCUACCUCGCGGCGCUCGUAGACACCGAUUUCCGCGCCAAGUACAGCCUUUGCUUCAUCUGGCUCGACGUCGAGCUCUUGGUCCUUUUCGACUACGUCAAUGAGCGGGUUGACCAGAUGGUGGAGACCGGCCUCGUGGAAGAAAUCCGCGAGUAUUUCGAACCCGGACUGGACUACUCGCGGGGGAUCCGCCGCGCCAUUGGGGUUCCGGAGAUGGAUGAGUAUUUCUUGUCGGAGAAGCAACAAUUGAAAGACGGUAAUAAUCUUGACAAGGAGGUUUUUCUUAGGCCUGCCAUUGAAGAGACGAAGCUGAAGACUCAGAUGCUCGUCCGGCGCCAGGUGGAGAAGAUUCGCCGGCUCCGGGACGAGCUCGGAUGGGAGCUGCACCGCAUCGACCCGACUGCGGUGUUCAAGAGGCGGCGGGCGGCGGAGGACAAGGCGGCGGCGUGGAAUGAGGUUGUGCUGACGCCGUGCUUGAAGAUUGUUGGAGAAUUUCUCGAGGAGGAUCAGGUUUUAAGUGGUGGUGAUCAUGAAGAAGAGAAUAAAAUUAAUGUGGAGUUGAACGUUAAGGCCGAUCAGUUUCGAAGCACUUCUCCCAUUUUUGCUCUGUGA